Molecule: messenger RNA, 186 nt
Organism: Spirodela intermedia
Lineage: Eukaryota; Viridiplantae; Streptophyta; Magnoliopsida; Alismatales; Araceae
Source: the annotation of a GenBank genome assembly
AUGCCCAAUGCAGAAUUGUACACAUCCGCUCGUUUGAGUCCACUGUCUCUCAGAUACUAUGGUCUAUGUUUGCAGCCAGGGAAUUAUACAGUCAAACUCCACUUUGCUGAGAUAGUUUUUACUAAUGACCAGACAUUUGCUAGUGUUGGAAGGCGUGUGUUUGAUGUAUCAAUUCAGGUCAGUUGA